UUCAGCAAGAAAUUGAAGUUGUACUGAGGGUGGAGCACCUACAUAAUUUUUGUUUAUUAAAUGCUGUUUUAAACUUUUUUGGUGGCAGAAAAUAUUGUAUUAUGGACUGAGUGUAGAGAACAUCCCAUCAAAUGGGAUGCUUAAGAUGUUUGUGGUAGCCGAGGCCGGUGCUAGAGUUUAGGAGGAAAACAACUUGUUUUCCAGGCUUUCCCCCCUUUUCCUACAAUGGAAUUGAAGUUUAUCAUGAAAUGAUGGCGAAAACACUGUAAUCUUUCCCAGUAUCCAGUCGGGAUCCAAAAGGAGGCUUUGUGACAGGCCUCACGUAUAGGGCCGAUGCACUAGGCACAGGCCAUGGCCAUUGGCAACAUUCCCUCAUCUUUCCUGGCUUUUUAAUUUCAGUUAUUGCCCAGUGGUCCAAAAGGCAAACAACUGCAAUGCCCUUAGUUUUCCCUAUCAAAGUGAACUAACUGCCUACUAGUCUAUGUGUUAUCACGAAACUGGUGUGCCUGCCUGCAGAUGUCCACGUGACAGAGAAGGAAACUACUGAACGCAGAGAAUCCUGGGAAUCAAAUCUCAUACUUAGAGGAGGUCUGGCUGGAUUUACUGUCACAUAACUUUUUAUUUCUUUUUUUUAUGAAUUGGAGCUUUACCUCAAUUAUGAGUGCUCAGUUCCUAUGGGGCUCAUGGUAAGAACUGGUGACGAAGCGAACACAGGGCCCCGGAACCUGCCCUCUUUCGGUUCGGACCCCAGCCUGGGUUCCAGGGAACUGGCCACUUCCGCCCCCAUCCCCGGGCCCGCCUACUUCCGCCUCACAUAAACAAACGCUCGGCGCCUGCGUGAGGCGAGCCCAUCGCAGCCAAUGAGGUGCCAGGAACAAAAAUCAGUGACCAAUGAGAUCCUGGGAGGUCUCGGCGGUCGACCAAUUGCGAGGCCUCGCACCCGGAUAUGAUUGCCGGUUCUGAAAUCAAGCUCUGAGAAGGAGCGGCGUUCCGCAUGUGGCCGGGCUGUGGGCGCGGAGUCCAGGGCGAGCGCGUUACGUUCAGCGUCUCGCGCGUGCGGUUCACAUGUAAGGGUCCUUCCUUUGGGUUUUGAAUGGGGGAGAAAUCAACGUGGCUGCUUGUCUGUGGGAAGGAAGCCCAUUGAAGUGUCCCGGAGCGGAGCCAGCGUGGGGGAAAGCCCCUCCGUUGGUACCUCCCUUACACCGGGUGGGACAGCCUGGAAGACGCAGCUGCGGAGUGGAAGUAUGAAUCUCUUACCUAAGAGCUCCAAGGAGUUUGGCUCCGUUGACUAUUGGGAGAAGUUCUUCCAGCAGCGCGGAAAGAAAGCUUUCGAGUGGUAUGGAACUUACCUGGAACUGUGCGGGGUGCUGCACAAAUACAUGAAGCCCCGGGAAAAGGUGCUGGUGAUUGGGUGUGGUAACUCAGAGCUCAGCGAGCAGCUGUACGACGUGGGCUAUCAGGAUAUUGUGAACAUUGACAUCAGUGAGGUUGUCAUCAAGCAAAUGAAGGAACGCAAUGCCCACCGACGGCCCCAGAUGAGCUUCUUGAAGAUGGACAUGACCCAGAUGGAGUUUCCUGAUGCCUCUUUCCAGGUGGUGCUGGACAAGGGCACCCUGGAUGCUGUCCUGACAGAUGAGGAGGAGAAGACCCUGCAACAGGUGGACAGGAUGCUGGCUGAGGUUGGCCGUGUCCUGCAGGUGGGCGGUCGCUACCUCUGCAUCUCCCUGGCUCAGGCUCACGUCCUGAAGAAAGCAGUGGGUCACUUCUCCAGGGAGGGGUGGAUGGUCAGGGUGCAUCAGGUGGCCAGCAGCCAGGACCAGGUGUUGGAAGCAGAGCCUCGGUUUCCCCUGCCUGUCUUUGCCUUCAUCAUGACCAAGUUCAGGCCAAUCCCUGGCUCUGCCCUUCAGAUCCUGGAGCUGUGUGCUCAGGAGCAGGGCAAGCCUGUGCGGCUGGAGAGUGCUGAGCGGCUGGCCGAGGCGGUGCGGGAGCGUCAGCAGUAUGCCUGGCUGUGUAGCCAGCUGUACCGCAAGGCCGGGCUGGGGAAUGUGUCCCUGGACUUGUGCAAUGGGGACACGGGGGAGCCACGCUACACCCUCCACGUGGUGGACAGCCCCGCUGUGAAACCAUCGCGGGACAAUCAUUUUGCCAUUUUCAUCAUCCCCCAGGGUCGGGAGACCGAGUGGCUCUUUGGCAUGGAGGAGGGCCGGAAGCAGCUGGCGGCCAGCGCUGGCUUCAGGAGGCUGAUCACAGUGGCCCUGCACCGAGGUCAGCAGUACGAAAGCAUGGACAGCAUCCAGGCCGAGCUAUCGGCCAGAGUCAUGGAGUUGGCCCCGGCCGGGAUGCCCGCCCAGCAGCAGGUGCCUUUCCUGUCCGUGGGUGGGGACAUCGGGGUGCGGACCAUUCAGCACCAAGACUGCAGCCCCUUGAGUGGCGACUACGUCAUCGAGGACGUGCAGGGGGAUGACAAGUGCUACUUCCGGCGGCUCAUCUUUCUCAGCAACAGGAACGUGGUGCAGUCAGAAGCCAGAUUGCUGAAGGGUGUGUCUCACAAAGCCCAGAAGAAGCGGAGAAAGGACAGGAAGAAGCAGUGGCCGGCUGGUACUCCAGAGGAGCCCCCUGCAGCCCCGGGGCAGUCCAUCGAUAAGAGCUACCUGUGCUGUGAACACCACAAAGCCAUGAUCGCCGGCCUGGCCUUGCUGAGAAACCCCGAGCUUCUCCUAGAGACCCCGCUGGCUUUGUUGGUGGUAGGCCUGGGCGGGGGCAGCCUCCCCCUCUUUGUCCACGAUCAUUUCCCAAAGUCCCGUAUCGAGGCUGUGGAGAUCGACCCGUCCAUGUUGGAAGUGGCCACCCAGUGGUUUGGCUUCUCCCAGAGCGACCGGAUGAAGGUCCACAUUGCAGAUGGCCUGGACUAUAUUACCAGCCUAGCCGGAAGAGAAGCACGGCCUCAGUACGACGUGAUAAUGUUUGAUGUGGACAGUAAGGACCCAACACUGGGAAUGAGUUGUCCGCCCCCAGCAUUUGUGGACCAGCUCUUCCUGCAGAAGGUCAAGAGCAUCUUGACUCCUGAAGGUGUCUUUAUCCUCAACCUUGUGUGCCGAGACUUGGGGCUAAAGGACUCAGUGCUGGGUGGGCUCAAGGCGGUGUUCCCCCUCCUGUAUGUCCGGCGCAUCGAGGGGGAAGUGAACGAGAUUCUGUUCUGUCAGCUGCACCCCGAGCGGAAACUUGCCACACCAGAGCUCUUGGACAUGGCCCAGGCCUUGGAGCAGACCCUGCGGAAGCCAGGGAGAGGUUGGGAUGGCACGUAUGUCCUGUCCGAUAUGCUCAAGACUGUGAAGAUUGUGUGAUCGCUGGCCUCUCAGCCUCCUGCCUGCCUGACCGUGGGCUCCUGGCCUGCCAGAGAUUGACGAAAUAGAACCCACAGUACUUUCUAAGCCUCGUAUUUUUCUUGGUUUCAUACUCAGCUGCAUGGGACCUUCAGCCUGGUGACGUUGCCUGGAGAGCUGGGGAAAUAAAAACAUUCUUCCUGUGCUGUCCUCUUCAGUAA
Molecule: messenger RNA, 3544 nt
Organism: Myotis davidii
Lineage: Eukaryota; Metazoa; Chordata; Mammalia; Chiroptera; Vespertilionidae
Gene: METTL13
Product: methyltransferase like 13
Exons: 8
Coding region: 1245-3344 (699 amino acids)
Source: RefSeq, a predicted model, not a curated record